AUGCGAAAAGAAAAAAAAAGUUCUCAAUUACGUCUUGUCUAUGCUGAUUUCACUUAUUCAACAUAUAACUUAAAAAAGAUAACAAUAAAUUUAUCGAAAGAUCUAAUAGAAAAUCAAAAUCCAUCAAAACUUCAACCAUCUGAAAGUGGUAAAGAAAGAAAAUCUACUUCGCCACCAUCAUUAUUAUCAUCAAGUAACGAGUUUGUCAAUAUACUUCUUCUUGGAGAGUCAAGUGUUGGUAAAUCAACUUUCAUUAAUGCUUUUGCUAAUUAUCUUUAUUUUCAAAAUCUUGAUGAAACUCAAUAUGGAAAACCAAUUGUUAUAAUACCUGUUUCAUUUAUAAUGACAAUUAAUGAUAAUUUUGAUGAACAAAUAAUUAAAUUUGGUGAAAUUGAUUCAAAUGAAUAUCAUGAUGAUAUAGGUCAAUCAGUAACUCAAAAAUGUAAAUCUUGUAUUUCAAUAAUACGUAAUUUCUUUUCUUCAUUCUUAUUGUAUUCAUUUAUUUGA
Molecule: messenger RNA, 507 nt
Organism: Rotaria sp. Silwood2
Lineage: Eukaryota; Metazoa; Rotifera; Eurotatoria; Philodinida; Philodinidae
Source: the annotation of a GenBank genome assembly